GCCUGGGCUCACAACGGGGCCUUUGUGCUGCCUGGAGCUGCCGCUGCUGACUCAGGGCUUUGUCCCGGCUACCGCAGAAGCCCUGUGACCCAUCGGAGGGGACCUGCCAGGAGGGGUGGCACCGAAGCUGCGAGGUGAGGGGCUCUGCAGAGCGCCGGUGGCUGCAGGAGCCCUCCCCAGCUCUGCGGGACCGGUGAGUGCCUCUGCGUUCUCUGCGGGGGGGUGAUCAGCAAAAGCUUCUAAUUAAACACAGACACCAUGAGCUCCCGGCACUUCCCGGCCCGCACGGUGCUCUUUGAGAAGGAGUCCAACGGCGUCACGUACCGGGUGCCCGCGCUGCUCUACCUGCCCUGCGUGGCCAAGCUGCUGGCCUUUGCUGAGGAGAGGCUCAGCGCUGACGAUGCCCACGCCAACCUCCUGGUGCUGCGCCGCGGCACCAUCUACGGGAGCUACGUGGAGUGGGAAGCCAUGCGGGUGCUGGAGACGGCGACGCUGCAGCACCACCGGUCGAUGAACCCCUGCCCGCUCUACGACGAGUUCACGGGCACCCUCUUCCUCUUCUUCAUCACCGUCUUGGGCAGAACGCCCGAAGCCUACCAGAUCGUCACCGGGCAAAAUGUCACCCGCCUCUGCUGCGUCACCAGCACCGACCAGGGCCUGAGCUGGAGCGCGGCCGCGGACCUGACGCAGCAGGUCAUCGGGGGGGCCAUCAAAGAUUGGGCGACGUUCGCCCUGGGCCCCGGGCACGGGAUCCAGCUGCGGUCCGGGCGGCUCCUGGUGCCCGCCUACAGCUACCACAUCGACUGCAAGGAGUGCUUCGGGCAGCUCUGCAAGACCACCCCCCACUCCUUCGCCUUCUACAGCGACGACCACGGCCGGGGCUGGCGUUUUGGGGAGUUCAUCCCCAACCUGCAGACGGGCGAGUGCCAGAUGGUGUCCGUGGAUGAGGAGGACGGCUCCAACGUCCUCUACUGCAACGCCCGCAGCCCCCUGGGCUUCAGGGUCCAGGCUCUGAGCACGGAUGAUGGGGCUGUCUUCCACGGGGGGCAGCUGGUCCAGCGCCUGGUCGAGCCUCCCCAUGGCUGUCACGGCAGCGUCGUCGGCUUCCCGGCGCCCUUGGUCUAUGUUCCCAGGGCCCCCCAGCACCCCGGGACAUCCCCCCGGGGCUCAGCUCAUCAGAUGCUCCCGAGGCCGGGGUACCUCCCCGGGGGCAGCAGCCAGACUCCAACCAAGCCGGGGGAGAGGGAAGGUGCCCUACCUGCCACCGGUGCCCCGGGGGACCCUGUGGUGACACCCAGCCCCGUUCCCUUCUUCCAAGCACCCACGUGGAUCCUCUACUCCCACCCCACCAGCUCCAUGUCUCGGGUCAACAUGGGGGUUCACCUCAGCACCUUCCCCAGGGACGCCGAGAGCUGGACGGAGCCGUGGGUCAUCUACGAGGGCCCCAGUGCUUACUCGGACCUGGCUUACAUGGAGCUGCCCUAUAACCAGGCCUCCAUCUCCGGGGGCCCCACCGUUGCCUUCGCCUGCCUCUACGAGAACGGGACACGCUCCCCCUACGAGCAGAUCUCCUUCAGCAUGUUCACACUCUACGACGUGCUGCAGAACAUCCCCCUGGCAGCCCCUGCCCCCCGGCACUACGGCAGCCCCCGGUGCAGACAGAAGCGGGGGCUGAGGGGCUGUCUGCUCUCAUAGUGCCCUCCUCCCCCUGCUGGGUUCCCCCCAGCCCCCCCCGGUGCUGGACCCUGGGGCACUGACCCAGAGUCUGGUGUGUCGGGACCCCCGCAGCCUGGGGUGCUGCCACCACAGCCACAGCACAAAUAGGUACAUGCCACUGUCCCCAAAACCGGGUUUUAUCUAAUU
Molecule: messenger RNA, 1863 nt
Organism: Calypte anna (Anna's hummingbird)
Lineage: Eukaryota; Metazoa; Chordata; Aves; Apodiformes; Trochilidae
Gene: NEU4
Product: neuraminidase 4
Exons: 4
Coding region: 259-1695 (478 amino acids)
Biological process (GO): oligosaccharide catabolic process; ganglioside catabolic process
Cellular component (GO): lysosome; cytoplasm; membrane
Molecular function (GO): exo-alpha-sialidase activity
Source: RefSeq, a predicted model, not a curated record